Hansenula anomala is the source of this 906-nucleotide messenger RNA. It is a transcript of the gene DPP1, whose product is annotated as bifunctional diacylglycerol diphosphate phosphatase/phosphatidate phosphatase. The record is from RefSeq and is a predicted model, not a curated record. Gene Ontology annotation, molecular function: phosphatidate phosphatase activity. Lineage: Eukaryota; Fungi; Ascomycota; Saccharomycetes; Phaffomycetales; Wickerhamomycetaceae. Gene Ontology annotation, biological process: phospholipid metabolic process. The transcript has a single exon. Bases 1 to 906 code for a protein of 301 amino acids.
AUGGCAAUCAACAGAGUUACAUUUGGCCUCGACAGGUUUUCAUUUUUCCCAGCUAUAAAGAAGUGGAGGAUUGGGGAUGUCAUUUUAAUCCCCAUCGUGUUUUUAAUCAACUCUUCAGUUUAUUAUGUUGGUACACCUUUUGAAAGGCAAUUCUACGUCAAUGAUCUUACAAUAAACCACCCAUUUGCUGAGCAUGAAAGAGUGCCGAAUCAACACAACAUCUUUUACUCAUUGUUCAUCCCAACUGUCGUGAUUGCGUUAUUUACUAUCAUAAUUGGACAUCCAACUCACAAGUUGUAUCUGGGAUAUGUUUCAUUAUUGGGGCUCUACGUCUCUUUCUUUGUCAAUGGGCUAUUCACUGAUAUUUUGAAGAACUGGAUAGGAAGACAUAGACCUGAUUUCAUUGCAAGAUGUAUUCCUAAGCCUGAUACUCCUCUAAACACAUUAGUUUUUGCUAAGGAUGUUUGUACCACCAAGAACUUAGAAAGACUAGCUGAUGGAUUCAGAACUACUCCAUCUGGUCAUUCAAGUACUGCUUUUUCAGGAUUAGGUUACUUGACACUUUGGCUAUAUGGACAAUUAUUAACUGAACACCCAUUGACAGGCUCAUGGAGAAAAGUUUUGGCCACUGUUCCUGCUCUUGGUGCUGGAUUAGUUGCUCUCUCAAGAACUGAAGAUUAUAGACAUCAUUUUGUGGAUGUUUUGUUGGGAAGUUUGAUUGGAAUGUGUAUUGCCUAUUGGGCUUACAGAAGAAACUUCCCAGAACUCACAAGCUUAACAGCGUUCAAGCCAUACUUGGAUGACAGUGACGUUGGAAAAGAAGAAAUUGCAAUCCUUAAAGCAGACCAAGGUGAUGAAUCCAACUCUCAUCUACUGCAUUCUCAUGACCUAGAAGUUCAAAACUGA